AUGACGAAACACAGCAAGAACGCCUCGUGUCGGCAAUUUUAUUCGAAUCAAGAGAAAGGUCGUUUGAAACAGGGAACACAACAAUCAAGGCUCGGAAGUGAAUCGAUGAGGCCAUUUGAUGCUUGUUGUUUAUGUAAUCAACCUGUGUAUAAACCUGCUGUAUCAAAAAGUGGAUAUUUAUACUGUUAUGAAUGUAUUCUUGAGAAUUUAGUACAGCAAAAGAAAGAGAAUGAAAGAAAAAAACUGGAGAUGGAGGAAAAGCAAGUAGAGGAGCAGAUUAAACAAAUUAAAGAAUUGGAAGAAAAGCAAUACAUACAACUAGAGAGAAAAUUGGAUGUUUUGCAAAAUAGUGUUGGAUCAUCAGGAAAUUCAACUCCGAUUUCAUCAAGCAGCACAACGAGCGAGAAUAAUAACAACAAGAAGAAAAUCAAAAAAUUCAAAACUGUGGAUCCAAUGGAUCCAAAGGAGACGCUAAAGAUGAAAGAUCUAGUUCGAGUGAACUUCAAGUUAACGAAGAAAGCUGAAGAAGAGGGAGAGCUGAUUCCUGAAUUUAAUGUUAGGUAUGAAUGCCCGUGUUGCUUCAAAGUAUUCAGCAAUGCCUGCAAAGGGGCUUAUGUAGUGAGAGAAUGUGGUCAUGUGCUGUGUGUGACAUGUUUUGACAAGUUCUGCAAAGAUACCAACGAAUGCUUUGUUUGUCAGGGAAAGAUUAAGAAGAAACCCAUUCGUUUAGUCUGUGCGAAUCUAGGCUUUGCACAUAAUGACGAGCAUAAGGAGAGUGUUGUGGCAGUUAUGUAUACUCCAACAAUGAAUAUAUCGUAA
This is a messenger RNA of Naegleria fowleri, 819 nucleotides long. RefSeq lists its product as uncharacterized. Bases 1 to 819 code for a protein of 272 amino acids. The record is from RefSeq and is a predicted model, not a curated record. The transcript has a single exon. Gene Ontology annotation, molecular function: ubiquitin protein ligase activity. Lineage: Eukaryota; Heterolobosea; Eutetramitea; Acrasida; Naegleriidae. Gene Ontology annotation, cellular component: nucleus.